This is a messenger RNA of Truncatella angustata, 435 nucleotides long. RefSeq names its product RbsD/FucU transporter. The coding region runs from base 1 to 435 and encodes 144 amino acids. Gene Ontology annotation, biological process: fucose metabolic process. Gene Ontology annotation, molecular function: fucose binding; racemase and epimerase activity, acting on carbohydrates and derivatives. The transcript has 2 exons. NCBI's taxonomy places the organism in Eukaryota, Fungi, Ascomycota, Sordariomycetes, Amphisphaeriales, Sporocadaceae. The record is from RefSeq and is a predicted model, not a curated record.
AUGGUCUUGAAAGGAAUAUCACCCGUCAUCUCGCCGGACCUCCUCAAGGUCUUGGCUGAGAUGGGUCACGGCGAUGAGAUUGUGCUCGCCGAUGCGCAUUUCCCUUCUCAUUCUAUUUGCCCGCCUCAAGUGCCCGUUCUUCGGGCUGACGGUAUCACAGUUUCGAAGCUGCUGGCGGGCAUCUCGCCGCUGUUUGAGCUGGACACCUACGGCGUCGUGCCGGUCAUCAUGAUGGAGGUGGUCAAGGGCGAUACAGCCGACGCGAGUGUCGAGAGCGACUUCAGAUCAUCUCUCACAUACGAUGGAGAAAUUGAGAAGCUGGAGAGGUUCGCCUUCUACGAAAGAGCCAAGAAGGCUUUCGCGGUAGUAGCAACCGGCGAAACCCGAAAGUACGGAAAUAUUAUCCUCAAGAAGGGUGUCAUUCCGAUCGAAUAG